Suillus paluster is the source of this 1132-nucleotide messenger RNA. RefSeq lists its product as uncharacterized. Lineage: Eukaryota; Fungi; Basidiomycota; Agaricomycetes; Boletales; Suillaceae. The transcript is spliced from 10 exons. The record is from RefSeq and is a predicted model, not a curated record. Bases 67 to 972 code for a protein of 301 amino acids.
UGGGUCAGUCUUCGUCAAGUAUAUGAAGGUCUGGCUUGCUGAAAGCCAGUGUUAUAGAAACAGCCUAUGUCAAAGUCCCACAUACUAUAUAUCAUUGUAAGAUUUGGCGGCGGUACAAUUAUCAUUCUCUCUGCCGCAGGAUUUAUCAGCCAAAAUACUUCUCCAGAGGUAUCAUUAACACAAAACAAUUACAUUAGCUGUCAGCUUUUCCUAGCAUCUCAAGGGUGGAUCAGCUUUUGCGUCCUUUGGGCAGUUCAGCUCAUACUGCAGCUCCGACUCUAUGCUCUCUACAGUCGAUCUCAAAAAAUCCUAAUUGCAAUGGCGAUCGGGUUUACGACUGAGAUAAUGGUCAUGUCCGUAUUCUUCGCGAUAGGCACGGCAAAGGACACCAUUACAAAUGAGCCACUGCCAGGCAUCAGAGUCUGUGCCGUCACGCGAGCAGCGCCCGUGGUUGCGUAUGUAUGGCUGCCCGAUAUUGUUUUCGAAGCAUUUCUGUUCCUGCUUGCAGCCAGGAUUGGUUUCAAGCGCGGCAGAUUCGGCUUCAACAUCUUCCGCAUGGAGAGAAAAAGCCUUAUAAACGCUCUUCUGUACGGCAACGUCCAUUACUUUUUCUGCAUACUCGUUGCGAACGCUGUGAACGCGGGAAUCUGGCAAGGGUUAGGGCCUAGCUGGUUUGAAGUUCCAGAGGGGUUUGCGGCUGCCAUUGAAGUCACCCUUGGAUGUCGGAUGGUGCUGGACCUUAAAUCAGCAUUGUCCGAUUCUGAAGGCUUGCGUAUCUUGGACUCAUUCCCACUCAAAGAGAUUAUUUAUGCUAGAGCGGCUCCGUCAACAUUUUACUCCGCGGCCACCUACGAGCUCGGCGCUUCGCAAGGUCAACACCGACUCACUCAAGAAAUUGAAGCAGCGUCUCUAGCUAGUUCUGAGGAAAGCUCUCGAGCUCUCUCAAAGGGAGAUAACAAGACGUGUGUCUGAUGUGACAGUCUGUUUCCUACUCAGAGUCGGCUAGAUAUGCACCACUUUGAUAAAAGUUCAUGUUCAUAAUCCUCUUGAUAUAUCACUUUUUACAGUACGAGCGUCAAGGUCUUACUAUCAUUCCCUGUAAUAUGCAAAACUUUCAGUAAAACUUUUGUAG